Messenger RNA from Argentina anserina (silverweed cinquefoil), 1666 nucleotides. Its product is annotated as transcription factor TGA2.2-like. The transcript is spliced from 11 exons. The record is from RefSeq and is a predicted model, not a curated record. Lineage: Eukaryota; Viridiplantae; Streptophyta; Magnoliopsida; Rosales; Rosaceae. Gene Ontology annotation, biological process: DNA-templated transcription; regulation of DNA-templated transcription. Bases 52 to 1428 code for a protein of 458 amino acids. Gene Ontology annotation, molecular function: sequence-specific DNA binding; DNA-binding transcription factor activity.
CCUUCCUUUUCCUUAAAGAGAUUGUUAGGAACCUUCAACGAAGUUCAAGAAAUGCAGAGCUUCAAACCAGUUCCAACGAACCCAGAAUUGUAUUCACACUCUUCUUUCUAUUUCAGAGGAGAUGACACCCAAACGCGUUUUGCGGAUCUUGGAGAGCUUGAUCAUUCCGCUAUUGUGUUUCCUCAAGACGAUGCUCUUGAUUUAAGCUCAAGCUCUAUCUUCAGCUUAAAAGCAAACCACAACAACAACGUUGCUGUUGUACCUAAUACUUUGCACUAUGCGACCUUCAACACGAGCCCGGGGUGCUUGGACAUAGGCUCAACCCUGUCGGGAACAGGGGGAGAGCAGCCGUACAUGUACCACCAUCACAAAGGAACGACGUCGUCUGGAAACAACGGCCACUUUGAGAACUGGGGUGAUUCGGCUAUGGCGGAGCACAGUCAGCAGACUGACACCUCUACAGAUAUCGACACCGAAGACAAGAACCUUCUUCGUGGAGCUCAGCAUGGAGCACUAGUAGUAGUGGAUUCCAAUUCCAUAGAGCAGGCCAAUGGAAGAACAAGUGACCAAAAGUCACUACGUCGCUUGGCUCAGAAUCGAGAAGCAGCUAGGAAGAGUCGACUUAGGAAGAAAGCAUAUGUCCAGCAAUUGGAGAAUAGUAGACUCAAGCUUUCGCAACUUGAGCAAGAGCUGCAACGAGCGCGCCAGCAGGGUAUGUUUGUUGGACCGUCAGGGGAUCAAGGUCACUCUGUGGGGGGAAGUGGGGCAUUAAUUUUUGAUUUUGAGUAUGCACGCUGGCUUGAUGAACAUCAGCGCCUAAUACAUGAGCUGCGAUCGGCUGUAAAUUCUCAUCUGGUAGAUAAUGGAUUGCGAGUUCAUGUUGAUAGUGUUAUGACACACUAUGAUGAGAUAUUCAGGUUAAAGAGUGUUGCCGCCAAGGCUGAUGUAUUCCAUAUGCUCUCUGGCAUGUGGAAGACACCUGCCGAAAGGUGUUUUAUGUGGUUGGGUGGAUUUCGCUCCUCUGAACUUCUCAAGAUACUUGGGAAUCAACUUGAGCCUUUAACAGAUCAGCAGUUGAUGGGGAUAUGCAAUCUACAACAAUCUUCUCAACAGACUGAAGAUGCCUUAUCACAGGGGAUGGAAGCUUUGCAACAAUCGCUUGUAGACACACUGUCCUCCAGUGCUCAUGGCUCUACUGGUUCUGCAGAUGUUGCCGAUUACAUGGGGCAGAUGGCAGUUGCUAUGGGCAAGCUUGGCACACUGCAGAACUUCCUUAUCCAGGCUGACUUGUUGAGGCAGCAAACUCUGCAACAAUUGUAUCGAAUUCUGACCACUCGGCAAGCUGCUCGUGCUCUUCUUGUUAUCAACGAUUACUUCUCGCGUCUCAGAGCACUUAGUUCUUUGUGGAUGGCCCGUCCUAGGGACUAAUAGUUUCGCUUUCAGUUCAACUUGGCCUCAGGAUUUACAUAAAGGGAUGAUGGUUAGUAGUACCUCUGUAGUAUUAGUAAAUCAGCUUAGUAGUGCUGAGACCAUGAAGAUGGCUACUCGUCAAAAUGCAGACUCAGCUAUGAAGCCCCCUUUUUUAUUAUGCUUCAUUUGGCAUUUGUAGAAUCUAGUAACGGCUGAUUUGGUGGUCCUCCAACAUGUAAAUUAAUUUAAGAAUGUC